GAGGCGACAUUGCAAACAGGUGAUGCUUUCGUGCGGAGUAUGGAGGAAUCGUACUGAUUAUACAUUUUAGUUUGUAAAUUUUCUAGGCAUUGUCACGACUAUGAAAUGAAGAUAUUUAAAUUUCUGACUCUCAGAUAAAUAUAUUUGUAUAAUCGGAAUUAACUUAUUUUACUCUUUGUGUGUGAAGUCAAUUUUUGUGCAAAAUGUCUGCUGUUCGAAAAAGACGUCUGGACACAGCUGACGAUUCUGAGAAGGCUCGAGAGACUGAAAGUGAUCAGAAAGAAGAUUUUGAUUCAGAAGAUGAUAAAUCUCCAGAAGAAAAGUAUGUAGAGGAGAUGUCUAAAGUUAUUCCACAGGGCACAGACAAAACUCCAGAAGUUUUUGAUUCAGCUUUGAAAGGGCUUUCAGCAAGGUGGCGGAACUGGGUAAUUCGUGGAAUUUUUACAUGGCUCAUGAUAGGCCUCUUCUGCCUGCUGAUUUCUGCUGGUCCUCUGGCUCUCAUGGUGACAACCCUGGUUGUCCAAGUGAAAUGUUUUGAAGAAAUUAUCAACAUUGGUUAUGCUGUGUACCGAAUCCAUGGCCUACCAUGGUUUAGAUCUCUAUCCUGGUACUUUCUUGUCACCUCAAACUAUUUCUUUUAUGGGGAGAGUCUGGUCGACUAUUUUGGAGUCGUUAUUAACCGAACAGAUUACUUACGAGUCCUCAUCACAUAUCAUCGAUUCAUCUCGUUCUGCCUGUAUAUUGUCGGGUUUGUGUGGUUUGUACUCUCACUAGUCAAGAAGUAUUAUAUGAAGCAGUUUUCUCUCUUUGCUUGGACACAUGUGGCACUUCUUAUUGUUGUAACACAGAGUUACCUUAUCAUCCAAAAUAUCUUCGAGGGACUCAUCUGGUUUAUUGUUCCAGUCUCGAUGAUUGUUUGUAAUGAUGUGAUGGCAUAUGUAUUUGGGUUCUUCUUUGGAAGAACACCUCUCAUCCAACUCUCACCAAAGAAGACUUGGGAGGGAUUCAUUGGCGGUGGAAUUGCUACAGUUAUAUUUGGUUUGAUGAUGUCAUACAUCAUGUGCCAGUACCAGUACUUUGUGUGCCCAAUUGAAUAUAGUGAAACUCUGGGACGAAUGACAAUGGACUGUGAGCCUUCCUCAUUGUUCCGACCACAGGAGUACGUUCUGCCAGAGUCCUUGUCUGGAAUUCUGCGCUUGUUGGGAUUGAAGAAUACAUUGACACUGUAUCCAUUCCUUCUGCACUCUCUUUCCAUGUCAGUCUUCAGUUCCGUAAUUGGUCCAUUUGGUGGGUUCUUUGCUAGUGGUUUCAAGCGAGCAUUCAAAAUCAAGGAUUUUGGAGAUGUGAUUCCUGGUCAUGGUGGUAUCAUGGAUCGAUUUGACUGUCAGUAUCUGAUGGCAACAUUCGUCAAUGUGUAUAUCUCAAGCUUCAUCCACACCGCAUCACCACAGAAACUGUUACAGCAGGUUUAUAAUCUGAAACCAGAUCAGCAGUUGCAACUGUUCUACACUUUGAAAGAUGCCCUGGAGAAUCGUGGUAUCCUAAACCUUCAGUAACAUCAUACAGAGGUUUUAACAAGUUAAUUCAUGAAGUACUGGUGUUGAAUUGGCAGUGAGCAUGUUGGGGCAAACAGCAAAGAAGUUGCGACAUCAUCCAAACCCACCAACGUUGGAAGCUAAUGGUACAGGCCUUUGAUAUCAAAACAAAGGUGCAUGGCAUAGUCUACCAGGAAUGUGUACUAAUUUUGUUAAUUCUCACCUUCAGUUUAUAUUUGUAUCAAAGGUGGUAAUUUUAGAUGGGUCUUGAAAGGAGCCAGGAUAGCUCAGGUGGUACAGGAACUAAGACUGCAGGCUGAACAGUAAACAGCCAAGGAAUUGGAACUUAAUUCCCAGCAGAGAUGAGAGAUUUUUCUCUUCACUACAAUGUUCAAAUUGGCUCUGGGGCCCACCCAAUCUUAUAUCUGAUGGGUACUGAGGUCUCUUUCCCUGGAUGCAAGGCAUCCAAGGGCAUGAAGUGAACUACUCACCUUAAUCUAGUGCCAAGGUUAAGGAUGUGUGGAGUGCUGCCUUUGCUCCCCAUGUCUUCAUGUCUUUGUGUUUAAUGAAGUACGGGACAGUUUUACUUUGUACCCUGGCUAUGGAAAUAUGUUUAUUACAAUGAUGAUUACAGUACAGAUUGAGUAAUUAGUUUUUAGCAGUCAUAUAGAUUGAAAAAAUACUUGACAAUAGAUCAGAACAAUCCAGUAACCAUAUUUGUAUGCAUAAUCCAAAUCUGCCACAUUUUUAACAAGAAUAUGCAUAAUGUGCAUAUGUUAUUGUUCUAGUUUUUUCAAGUUAAUAUUGCUCUCUUAUGUAUUCAAAGGCUACUCCUGCAUCAGCAACUUAUGACAUACUGUUUUCACUUUACGUCAACUACCUUGACUGUAAUUCUUAUCUGAGAACUGUGUUCUUCAAGGGCACUUAGUAUGGUAUAUAGGCCACGCCAUA
Messenger RNA from Cryptotermes secundus, 2486 nucleotides. RefSeq names its product phosphatidate cytidylyltransferase, photoreceptor-specific (gene Cds). Gene Ontology annotation, molecular function: phosphatidate cytidylyltransferase activity. The transcript is spliced from 11 exons. Gene Ontology annotation, cellular component: endoplasmic reticulum membrane. Lineage: Eukaryota; Metazoa; Arthropoda; Insecta; Blattodea; Kalotermitidae. The coding region runs from base 204 to 1556 and encodes 450 amino acids. The record is from RefSeq and is a predicted model, not a curated record.